AACCAGCAUUUUUAGUCAUCUCUGGAACGUUUCUGCUACUCAAAGUUUACUUUUUGAUGGAGAAUGCCUUGGAAAUUAUGAGGGACAAGAAAUAGAUUCGGUGUUAUAUCUUGAAGAAACCGAAGAUGAGAUUGCUGAUCUAACAUUUCAUCAAAGUUCUGAUGACUGGGAAAAUUGGACGCUAAAAUCGGGUACAAUUGUAAAAGAUCUUUUGAAAGAUGCAUCCAAAAAACAAGGACAUCCACUCAGUAGCGCCAAGUAUCAAACCAAAAUAAUUCCAUCAGAGAUUGUAUUGAGUUUGUUAAAACAAAAAGAUACUUUAUCUUUGGUUGAAUUAUUGGAUGAAAUAAAAUUAGUUGAAUUAAUCAAAAAUAUGAAAACGAUAACAAAUGAUCCAAGAAAAGAUCAUUUAAAAGAAUUGGAAAAAUUAAGCCUGAUUUCACAACCAAUUGAUCAUUUUACAAAAUUUUUCGUGAGAAUUGCAUCUUGGUUCUCAGAACAUGUAUUUCCUGAAAAAUCUGUAAUGCAAGACCCGGGUAUAUCUGAAGCAUGUUAUUCAACAUAUAUCAUUGAUCCUUGCAUAUUAAUUCUUCUCGCAAAUUUUCACGAUAUAAACCAAAGACGCAAGUCUGCCAGUUCAUUUGAGCAAAAGGCAGAUGGUGCCUUUUUUGUGCGUUUGAAGAAAUCUUUAGUUGAAAUUGGACAUUUGGAGAUGAGCGGCGGUUACAAUCAUAAAGAAGCUCUCAGAGCAACAUGGGAUGGUUGCUGCAAAGGUCCAAUAGGUAAUGCAUACAUGCUCGAAGAAAUUGGAGAACGUUAUAAGAAAGCAUCCCCUAAGUCGUUUGCAAAAACAAGAGUUUUUUUUUUACAUACAUAUGAAAAUCGUAUAGAACUGUGGCAGAUGUAUAAUCGUACUCGUGAAGUGUUACAAUACGAAAGAACUCAUGGAGCAGUGGUUCCUAUUUGCUUCGAAGAACAUAAAAAAUAUUUAUUUGAUUUUGCAAUCUUACUAUGGGAUUUCAAG
Entrophospora candida is the source of this 1024-nucleotide messenger RNA. NCBI's taxonomy places the organism in Eukaryota, Fungi, Glomeromycota, Glomeromycetes, Entrophosporales, Entrophosporaceae. The record is from the annotation of a GenBank genome assembly.